ACACCUGAAGAGACAAAAAGAUCAUUAAAGAGAAUAAAACCUCAAAUGAAUAAAUUUUUGGGUAAAGAAAAUAGAUUUUUAAUUUUUUUUUACCUGGAGAGAGCUGCACAGCCAACAACAUCAUAAUCAAUCUUGGAGAAGAUGUCCUGGAUGGCGGCACACUCGAAGUCUGACCAUUUGACCAUUUUGGAGUUUUUGUUUGCUCGCUCCCUUUGUCUGGUGUGGGUCAGCAGGCCCAGGAGAUCCACUUUAUAAACAUCCAGCUGUGCUCCUCCCAUAGUUAUCAGAUGGGUGGAGUUGAGGGAAACUCACAUCUUCCCUUCUUGAUACAUCGAUUUUAAUAACUGAUGGAAAACACUGAAUAUCUAUGAAGCCAAUAGUGCAUGAUGAUCAGCAAAAGGUCUUUGAGCAUGAUAAUUAUUUUAUGACUGAUUCAACACUGUUUUAUCAAUGAAACAAUGUCUGGGACUGAAGACAUCAGAUCAGUUAUUGUUUCAUUGUAUGAGUCUAACUUAAUAAAAUAGAAAUAUGAAUGUCGGACCAAGGGAUAUGCAACUGAGUUUGAGUACUUUUUUUAAAAUGUAGCAAAGAAUCUGAUCCUAAAGCUUUGGAAGCCCAGAUCUAACUAUGCCCAGACAGGGUAAUUAAUAUGUAUAUAAAAUCUGCAAAUAUUCAUUAUUUGCAGACUUUAUUGCCCACAUUUUAUUGCCUUGUUCAGAGACAUUACACUCUUUUCAUUUAUGGAGGAAUAAUGAAUAAAAUAAAUAAUUAGCUGACAUCUACCAGAGCAAAUUUAUAAAGUAUAUAUGUAGACAUAUUCUUAAAUAUCUUAAUUAUUUGUAUUUUGUUUUGCUGAAACUCUUUGUGAACAACUCAUAAGAAUAAAAGUUAUAUAAAACUACAUUACUGCUUUAUGUUGAUAAAUGUAACUUUUCUUGUUAUUUGCAUAGUCACCCAUUUGUAACUUGUGGUGUUUGAUUCUUGCAUGGGUCCUCAGAGUGACCGUUACUGUUCGGUUUUAUCCUUAUCUCAUUUCUCAGCUGGAACACCUCUGAGUGCAGAUAACCUCAGAGGUGACCAGGGUGUGUCCCUGUCCUCUUCCAUCUAUAAAACCUCCUAUUCUCGUGCUGAAACUUCACAUUCAAACUUAAUCAUCAGACAAGAUGAGUCUCUCUGCAAAGGACAAGGCAACAGUGAAGACCUUCUGGGCCAAGAUCUCUUCCAGUGGCGAGGAAAUCGGCACCGAUGCUCUGUCCAGGAUGCUGGUGGUUUACCCACAGACCAAGACCUACUUCUCCCACUGGAAGGACCUGAGCCCCGGCUCGGCCCCGGUGGUGAAGCACGGGGCCACAGUGAUGGCUGGAGUUGGUGACGCUGUGGCCAAAAUCGACGACCUGACAUCAGGGCUCCUUAGCCUCAGUGAGCUGCAUGCCUUCACUCUGAGAGUGGACCCCUCAAACUUCAAAAUUCUCUCCCACAACAUCCUUGUGGUUUUGGCCAUCAUGUUCCCCACCGACUUCACUCCUGAGGUCCAUGUGGCCAUGGACAAGUUCCUGGCUGCUGUGGCCCGUGCACUGUCCGAGAAGUACAGAUGAACAGCAAAUAAAGCAGGAAGCGACGGACAACAUGGACCCCUUGUUUUGUCUGUUUUCAACCUUAAUAAAAUAAAUAAAUAAGUAAAAAUCUGA
This is a messenger RNA of Xiphophorus hellerii (green swordtail), 1688 nucleotides long. RefSeq names its product hemoglobin subunit alpha-2-like. The coding region runs from base 1164 to 1595 and encodes 143 amino acids. Gene Ontology annotation, biological process: hydrogen peroxide catabolic process; oxygen transport. Gene Ontology annotation, molecular function: oxygen binding; peroxidase activity; organic acid binding. The record is from RefSeq and is a predicted model, not a curated record. The transcript is spliced from 3 exons. Lineage: Eukaryota; Metazoa; Chordata; Actinopteri; Cyprinodontiformes; Poeciliidae. Gene Ontology annotation, cellular component: hemoglobin complex; haptoglobin-hemoglobin complex; blood microparticle.